Pangasianodon hypophthalmus (striped catfish) is the source of this 2735-nucleotide messenger RNA. It is a transcript of the gene cdk21, whose product is annotated as cyclin-dependent kinase 21. Gene Ontology annotation, cellular component: cytoplasm; nucleus; cyclin-dependent protein kinase holoenzyme complex. The transcript is spliced from 8 exons. NCBI's taxonomy places the organism in Eukaryota, Metazoa, Chordata, Actinopteri, Siluriformes, Pangasiidae. Gene Ontology annotation, biological process: G1/S transition of mitotic cell cycle; regulation of gene expression; regulation of G2/M transition of mitotic cell cycle. Gene Ontology annotation, molecular function: cyclin binding; cyclin-dependent protein serine/threonine kinase activity; ATP binding. The record is from RefSeq and is a predicted model, not a curated record. The coding region runs from base 217 to 1107 and encodes 296 amino acids.
GGUUGCCAGUUUGGUUGUUUCUGGUCAGUCUCUGACCCAAUCUGUCAGUAAAUUCCAGCUUCUGUAGGGAUUUCCAUGAAUCUGGCAACCCAUGUCUGGAGCAGUGAUGGGAAAGUUUCUGGCUCACUGGUGAUGUCUUUUCUCAUUAGCACAAAUUUCUCACCAUUUUGAUCAAACCUGAGCUAAAGUGUCUUAUAUCAUAUCAUUUUCAGAAAUAUGGAUGAGAAUUCGAAUUAUGAAAUAUUAGCGGAAAUUGGCGAGGGCGCCUACGGAAAAGUGUACAAAGCGAGGGAGAUGGGUGACAAACAGCGCCUCGUAGCGGUGAAGAGGCUCAACAUCAGCGGGGACCCGGAUGCAGGAAUCCCGCAGUUCAUGAUCCGCGAGGUGGCGCUGUUGCGAAAAAUAGGCCAUUUCAACCACCCGAACGUAGUCAAGUUGUUGGAUGUGUCAGCUGGUCUGAGGAAACCCGGUUUGGACCUGAUGCUGGUGUUUGAGUACAUCGAUCAGGAUCUUUCCUCUUUCCUCAGCACAGUGCCUGAGGACGGUCUGGGCAGAGACAAAAUAAAGGACGUGAUGCGGCAGCUGUUGAAGGGCCUGGACUUCCUCCACACUAACACCGUCAUGCACCGUGACCUGAAGCCCUGUAACGUGUUGCUGAGCAGCCGUGGGGAGGUGAAGAUCGCAGACUUCGGCUUGGCGAGGAUCUACACUAACUGUAUCGCCCUGACACCCUGCGUAGUGACUCUGUGGUACAGGGCUCCUGAGGUGUUGCUCCAUUCAGGCUACAUGUCCUCUGUGGAUAUCUGGAGCGCUGGCUGCAUCAUGGCGGAGCUCUUCCUGCUAAAACCUUUAUUCCAGGGAUACACAGAGGUCCAGCAGCUUCAGAAGAUAUUUGAGGUGAUUGGGUUACCUGGUAAAGAGGAAUGGCCUAAAGAAAGCCCCAUCCGCUAUAACCCAGCCUGGGCUAGACGAGACGUCACCACACAGCUGCUGCCGAGCCUGACUGCAGAGGAAAACAACCUGCUCAAUCAAUGUCUGGCCUUCAGUCCAACCCAGCGCAUCUCUGCUUGUAGAGCUUUAGCCCACCCUUUCUUGGCUGGUCCUUAACCUUAAAACACGAUGGAAUAAACACUGAGGGACAUGACAUGAAGAAACAUUAAGAGCAAGGGUCCUGAUGGAGGCAAGUGGAUUUGAUUUGGGCUCCUCCCACCCACAUACCCAGGAAAUCAAGUAAGGAAUAACACACUUGGGGGUGUGCUGUUAUAGGGGAUUAAUCAAUGAUAUGGUGGUGUGAUAUGGACAUCAAGUAGAGUUAUUGUUACCACCCUGAAGUUGAUUGUUUUCAUAAAACAGCAUGUCCGAAAGUGUUUUAUUCCUCUUAUACCGCAGCAAUUUGUCGACAGUUAUAUAUUUUCCUAUUUAUUAAAGAACAACACAUACUUUUUAUCAGUUUAUAGCUACAUUUAAUGUUGUGGACCAAGUUAGUUCCUGUUAUCACUUACAUUAUAGAUAUACAUAAACAGUUUUCUCUUGAAGUUCAUCCUUUUCUGUGGAGCAUCGGCCAUACAAGUCCUUAUGUAAAUUGCUACUAUAGAAACAAUAACAUAUUAGAAGUAGCACAUUAAUACAAACCCUGCAGUUGGCACUGUUUUCAGAGCUGCUUUUAUAGAAAUUGAAUCAACACCUUCUGACCAAAUCAGAAUCAAGCACAAAGCUGUGGUAUGCAAGAAGUUAAAACAGGUGGUGUUUAAAGUACAGUUGUCUUAUUAUGUAGGAAAAUAAAAAGGUUGAGCGUAUUUAUGUGUACGUUUGGCUAAAUAUUGUUACUGCUACAAUCAGGGAUUUUGAUGCAGCAAAGCAGGAGCAUAGACCUUGACGAAACUUUAAAAGUCCUUUCUUUUGUUCCAGCACUCUAAAUUUCUUAAUAGAACUGUGGAACGAAAUUGUUUGUUUAGCUUCACACUUUUGCGAGGUGUGUUAUUUGAUGAUGAAAUGAUUUCUAGCUACAGUUAAUACAACUGCAUUAAUUAGAAGGAGAAGUGAUAAGUAUUAAUGGCCUGUUAUAUAAAGUUCACAUAUUUGACUCAUUCUGUGAAGUUUGUAUUCAUUAGCUGUCUUUCUUUAUACAUCAUUCUGAGAUCUGGUAUUACACGAUUUCCCAACUGAUAUCAAAAUUAAAUAUGCAAAUGAAAUUAUUGACACUUCAUUUGAAGCAGUCAUGUAAUAAUAACACAUUCGAAUCUUACAUUCUUUAAGGUUGCUUACUAUACAAGUAAGGACAGAAAAGGAAAAAUCAUAUUAAGGCUAUAGCAGAAACCCAGACAGGUAUACAAAUAUUAGGCAAUCAUAAAGGUUUGUAUUUGUUUUUUGUUAUCAAAAGCUCAGGUCAUGCUUGCUCAGCUGAAAUGUUUCCACUGAACUGUAAACAACUUCAGGUCUCAUAGCUUUUACUAACUGUCAAAGAGAGCAACUUUGUGUAAGGAUGAAUUUGAUUGUUUGUUCAACAGCAUAGUUCGGUUGUUGGUUUUUGUUUUCAUGUGUUUCCCUGAGAUGUUUUGUUCCUAAUCUUGGCUGGAUUUGACACUGUACAGUUACAGCUGCUUCUGAAAAACAACUGCCCGUGUUUAUGGUUUAACGGGUUGUCUAGGAUUUCAGUACCUGUGUCUUUCCAGAUGUCUAAAGUGUCUUUGUUGUUGCAUUGUUUUUUUCCAAAGCAAUUAAAAAGUUUAAAGGAU